Cydia pomonella (codling moth) is the source of this 987-nucleotide messenger RNA. RefSeq lists its product as uncharacterized. NCBI's taxonomy places the organism in Eukaryota, Metazoa, Arthropoda, Insecta, Lepidoptera, Tortricidae. The record is from RefSeq and is a predicted model, not a curated record. The transcript has 4 exons. The coding region runs from base 403 to 978 and encodes 191 amino acids.
ACAAUACAUCCCAACGCGUAAAAUUUCAAAUUUAAAAUUUUAACUAAAGUUUAUCGUAGUAAAUGGUAUCAUAUUUAUUCUGUUUGUUAAAGUGAUCUUGCAGUGAAAUAAUUUAUUAGUUGCGUUAGCUGUUGUUUUAAAUUAUGACUAACAAUAUCAAGCUUCACCAUAUAUUGAUGACCUAUUCUAUUCUACGUUGCCUGUUGGAAUCAUCGUACACGUUUGAUACUUGUUAACAAAACAGAACUUCCUCCUAAUUAUAAUAACAGCUAUUAAGUUGUUACAGCUAUCUAACAUAUCAGACAUUCUACCACUAUGUCAGAUAAUCAGAUAAGUUUAUCUGAUGCCACACGCAAUGUAAUAUGUAUUUAAAUACGUCAGUUUGUAGUGCCACUGUUUACAAUGAAGAGUUUUGAAGAGAUGUUUAUACUUUUGUUCCUGUAUUUCGUUGGAGUUUGUGACUGCCAGAGUCCUGUAGAUGCGGAAUUCGUGCUAAACUUCGACUCGCCCGUGUAUGUGUGCCCCGAUGCGACCAGCCAGUCCUACGUGGACACGUCGGCCGUGGAAGUCGACAGAUAUAAUGAGACGACGUCGUUCAUGACCGGCACUAUAUAUUUUCAUAAAGGUUUCGACAGUGCUACCAUGGUUGAACUAAGGGUCGAAAGAGAAAUCAACGGCCAAUACGAAAUGAUAAUCUCCCACGAUAUAUGUGACGUUUGCAAGGAGUUUGGGAACCAGGAGAGUCUGUACGCAAAAUAUUUCAGCUACUUCGGCUUUCCGAAUACAUGUCCGUUUCCUGCUGGUCCGUAUGAAGUCCACGACUUGAAAGCGGACAACGAUGAUCUGCCCGUCAACGGGGCCACGGCGGGCCGCUACCAGGUGACCAUUAAUUUAUAUAACAAUCCGGACAGCACUUGUAAGAACAUGAAAACUUUUCUAGCAUGCUUGAAGCUCGAUUUUAUUAUUGAACAGCUUUGAAUGUAACAA